Canis lupus familiaris (dog) is the source of this 2495-nucleotide messenger RNA. It is a transcript of the gene TBC1D25, whose product is annotated as TBC1 domain family member 25. NCBI's taxonomy places the organism in Eukaryota, Metazoa, Chordata, Mammalia, Carnivora, Canidae. Gene Ontology annotation, biological process: regulation of autophagosome maturation; activation of GTPase activity. Gene Ontology annotation, cellular component: autophagosome. The record is from RefSeq and is a predicted model, not a curated record. The transcript has 6 exons. Gene Ontology annotation, molecular function: GTPase activator activity. The coding region runs from base 126 to 2240 and encodes 704 amino acids.
GAUCGCACGGCGGCCUCUGCGCCUGCGCCAGGGCGCAAGGUGGGGCCGCCGGCGCCGGGACUCCGGAGUGCGCACAGUGGUGGGGGGCAACGGUCAACCGUCGCCCUGAGGCGGCUGGCGGCGAGAUGGCGUCGGCCUCUGGAUCCUCGGACUUGGCCGGCUCUGGAGCGCCCCCACCUGGUGGGGGAGCCCAGGCGGCGGCGGCUGAGGAGGAGGAGCGAGAGGUGGUACGGGUCCGAGUCAAGAAGUGUGACAGCUUCUUGCCACCGGAGUUCCGCUCUUUUGCCGUCGACCCCCAGAUCACCUCACUCGAUGUAUUGCAGCACAUCCUCAUCCGAGCCUUUGAUUUGAAUGGGCCUCCAGGGCACAGGGGGCACUUGAGAGCUGCCACACCUCCUCUGUCCAGGAAGAAGAACUUUGGCAUCAGCUACCUGGGUCGGGAUCGGCUAGGGCAGGAAACUUACCUCUCACUCCUGUCUGACUGGGACCUCAGCACAGCCUUCGCCACAGCCUCCAAACCUUAUCUGCAGCUUCGGGUGGAUAUUCGGCCCACCGAGGACAGCCCUCUCCUGGAAGACUGGGACAUAAUCAGCCCCAAGGAUGUCAUUGGUUCUGACGUGCUACUGGCUGAGAAAAGGUCAUCGCUGACAACAGCUGCCUUGCCCUUCACGCAGUCUAUCCUCUCUCAGGUGGGCCGCACCUUGUCUAAGGUCCAACAGGUGCUGAGCUGGUCAUAUGGAGAAGAUGUCAAGCCCUUCAAGCCACCCCUGAGCGAUGCUGAGUUUCACACAUACCUGAACCAUGAGGGCCAGCUCUCCCGCCCUGAGGAGUUGCGCCUGCGGAUCUAUCAUGGUGGUGUUGAGCCCUCUCUACGAAAGGUGGUAUGGCGGUACCUAUUGAACGUAUACCCCGAUGGGCUGACAGGCCGUGAGCGGAUGGACUACAUGAAACGCAAGAGUCGCGAGUAUGAACAGCUCAAGAGUGAGUGGGCACAACGAGCAAGCCCUGAAGACUUGGAAUUCAUCCGCAGCACAGUCCUCAAGGAUGUGCUGCGUACAGACCGGGCCCACCCCUACUAUGCGGGGCCUGAGGAUGGCCCACACCUGCGGGCACUGCACGACUUGCUUACCACCUAUGCUGUUACCCACCCACAGGUGUCCUACUGUCAGGGCAUGAGUGACCUUGCCUCACCCAUCCUCGCUGUCAUGGACCAUGAAGGCCAUGCCUUCGUCUGCUUCUGUGGCAUCAUGAAACGCCUGGCCGCAAACUUCCAUCCUGACGGCCGCGCCAUGGCCACCAAGUUUGCCCAUCUCAAGUUGCUGCUGCGGCAUGCCGAUCCUGACUUUUACCAGUACUUACAGGAAGCUGGUGCCGACGACUUAUUCUUCUGUUACCGCUGGCUGCUGCUUGAACUCAAGCGUGAGUUUGCCUUUGAUGAUGCCCUCCGCAUGCUUGAGGUCACCUGGAGUUCGCUGCCCCCUGAUCCUCCAGAACAUGAGGUAGAGCUCGUCGGACCCCCCAGCCAAGUGGCAGACGCUGGCUUCAGUGGCCACAGGGGGCGGCCCGUACGACAGAGGCACAUGCUGAGGCCUGCUGGUGGAGGAGGCAGUGCUUUUGAAGAUGCUGUUGACCACUUGGUCACGACCAGCCAGGGGCCUGGUGGCGGGGGGCGUCUCCUGAGACAAGCCAGUCUGAAUGACCUCCAGCAACUCAGGGAUAACACAGGCUCCAAGAGGGACCCUCUGGUUCAGCUGCCCCCACCAGCUGCCCUCAUCAGCUCCAAGUCCCUCUCCGAGCCUUUAUUGAACUCCUCAGACCCACUAUUCUCCUCCUCUUCCCGCCCUGACUCCCCAUCCUCCUCAUCUCCACCAUCCACCCAGGAGGCCUCUCCCGCUGGUGAUGUGGCUGCAGGAUCCCCCUUGAUGCCAGAGCUGGGCUCCCCACAAGAACCUGGGAAGUCCCUGCCACCCCCGCCCCCACUGGGCCUGCCCCCACCCCAGGAAUUUGGCCGGGGGAACCCAUUUAUGCUCUUCCUCUGCCUUGCCAUCCUGCUGGAGCACCGCGACCACAUCAUGCGCAAUGGGCUAGAUUACAAUGAGCUGGCCAUGCACUUUGACCGCCUUGUGCGAAAACACCACCUGGGGCGCGUCCUUCGCCGGGCCAAGGCUCUCUUUGCUGAUUACCUGCAGUCAGAGGUGUGGGACUCAGAGGAGGGGGCUGAGGCCACAGCCCCAUCUUGAUCAGGCUCCUUCCAGCCCACCAUCAGCCCCACCAGAUCUCUGUUCUUUGCCAUGAGAGCCUAUACAUGAGACCCCAGCUCCCUGCCUGCCAGCCCUAGACCCGUUGGGAGGGCAGGACCCUUUCUCCCCAGGUCUGAGAGUAUGGGGCUCUGCUUUGGCACUGCCCCAUGGAGGCCAUGGCCUCCUUUCUCAAUUUAUGUUGUUUUGUUUUUAACAACUGUACUUUGCACACAUGAAGGUCAUUUGGUCUGUGUA